This is a messenger RNA of Dendrobium catenatum, 1113 nucleotides long. Its product is annotated as sphinganine C4-monooxygenase 1. The coding region runs from base 137 to 967 and encodes 276 amino acids. The record is from RefSeq and is a predicted model, not a curated record. Lineage: Eukaryota; Viridiplantae; Streptophyta; Magnoliopsida; Asparagales; Orchidaceae. Gene Ontology annotation, biological process: lipid biosynthetic process. The transcript has 3 exons. Gene Ontology annotation, molecular function: iron ion binding; oxidoreductase activity.
AUCGCCAGACUUUAGAGACCACUUUCCUCAUCCUCCUUUCUUCAAUAUAAAGCAGAGUCGCCUCCACAACUUCUUCACACAAAACAACUAUCAACAGGUAACAAGAAGAAGAAGUUAAAAUAUAAAGAAGAGAAUAAUGGAAUCCAUCAAGUUCAAUCCAACAGUAACCAAUUCUUCGAGCAGUUCAACGCCUAUCGUCAUGGCUUUUCCUGUGUCGGAUGAACUGCUCGGCACCUUCGUGCCUAUUGCAGUUUAUUGGAUAUAUUCAGGCAUCUAUGUGAUGCUCGGUGAUUUGAACCAUUACAGGCUUCACACAAAGGCUGAAGAGGAAACAAAGAACGUUGUUUCAAAGGGAACCGUUGUGAAGGGCGUCCUCGUCCAGCAAGCUUUCCAAAUAGCCGUCUCCCUCCUCCUCUUCACGUUCAUGAGCGGUGACAGCGGCGUCGUCUUGCCUCAACCUUCUUUUCCGGUGAUCAUCCUCCAGUUCAUCGUGGCCAUGGUGGUGUUGGACACAUGGCAGUACUUCAUGCACCGAUUCAUGCACAUCAACAAGUUCCUGUACAAGCACAUCCACUCCAAACACCAUAGCCUUGUAGUCCCCUACGCCUUUGGAGCUCUCUACAACCAUCCGCUCGAAGGGCUGAUUCUUGACACAAUUGGGGGAGCUCUCUCCUUUCUGAUUUCAGGGAUGACACCUAGAACCGCCAUAUUCUUCUUCUCCUUCGCCACCAUCAAAACUGUUGACGACCAUUGCGGUCUCUGGCUUCCUGGAAACUUGUUACAUGUUUUCUUCAACAACAACAGUGCUUAUCAUGACAUCCACCAUCAGCUGUAUGGCACAAAGUACAACUUCUCUCAGCCAUUCUUUAUCACUUGGGAUAAGAUCCUUGGAACUCACAUGCCUUACUCGCUUGAGAAGAGAAAGGAGGGAGGAUUUGAGGCUCGCCCGAUCAAGAAGAUUGAUUAAUUGAGUAAUUUAAGAAUUAUUUCUUUUGCUGAUCUGCUUUCAUGUUGCGCAGAAGUCGCCAUUUUUAGUUUGAUAUUUAAUGUAAAGUAAUGAUUUACUUCUUUUGAAAGAGCAGAGAUUAAUAUAUUAGAAAAAUAUGUUGAAAA